UGGAAACUUCGACGACCCGUUGCAAGAAAAUCAUGUCGUCGACGCCGCGAAGCCGCGGCAGUCUGUCGAGCAGCAGGAAAAGCCGGGCGAUGAUCCUUCCAUCAGCAUCAGCACUCUUCCUCACGGAGGUGCAAGUGAACGACGCAGGACAAGAUGCUGGGGACGACGACGAGCGUCUCGAGCACGAGUUUCGGUCGAACCCGCUCACGUCGUACUACAAGAGCGACCCAGAAAAAGGGUUCACGAUGGACAUCAUGAUGAUGAUCGACAUGGCCAAGGUCGGAUCGUUGCGCGAUGAGUUCCAGCAAAAGGAGCGCGGUCUGUCUGUGGGCGAAUUUGUCCACGUGAUGCUUCGGUUCGUCAAGGGCAGCCGGAACGCCACAGACGACAAGUCGCAUCUCCACCAGCUCACCGAGCCCCAGCUGGUCGCGUACUUGUGCGAGCUGUUCGCGCAAAUCGACAUCAAUGGCGACGGAUCCAUGGAGUGGGAGGAGUUCACGUCGUUCAUCGUGGACACUGGCCUCGAGAGCCAGCAGCCCAACUCGAUCCAGAUGUACCACCACUCGACGUGGGAGGACACGUCCAAGCACAGCGCGACGAUCGACCGCAUGUACUACUUUCCCGCCAACGACCGCCUCGCCGUGUGUGAAUAUGGGACGCAGAACCUCAAAAUAUAUGACUCACGGUGUGAACUCCAGCGAGUGAUCAAGUCGCCCGACGGGUUUGUGCUUUGUGCAGAGUACAUUGACAAGCUCAAUCAGUACGUCGUGGCGUCAUCCGACCUCCAGCUACGCUUUUACGACGACACAAGUUACCGUUUGAUCAAGAGCUGCCACACCCCCACGUCUCAAAAUUGUUUGCGAUGGUAUACCCAAUCCAACAUGCUCUUCUCUGCCAGCGCCAGCGGCAUCAUUUACGCCUGGGAUGCCGACAGGAUGGAAGAGAAGCAUCACAUGGGCGGCAUCGGGCGCGACGGCCGCGUACUGACCCGGUCGCACGACGGCAUUGUGUUGGACUUGCUCAAUCUGCCUACGCUGGAAACCCUGGCGUCCGCCAGCAUGGACAAGACCGUGCGGCUAUGGGACGUCAACACGGGCAAGCACAAGCAGCAACUAGAUGGACAUUUGAAAGGCGUGAGGUCUCUGGCGUACUCGGCCGAGUAUCGGUUCCUCGUGUCUGCGGGCUUUGACUUUGACGCGUUUGUGUGGAACCCGUACGUCGACCAGCUCAUUCUGCGGUUGCACGGACACCAAAACUCGCUCUGUGGCGUCGAAAUCAUCCCCGACACCCCCCAGAUUAUCACGGCCGACAUCGGCGGUGUCUUCAAGGUGUGGGACAUUCGCAAUUUUGCGUGCAUGCAAACAUUCACGGCGGAAAAUGCCAACAUGAGCGACAUCAAGUCGUUCGUGUCGGUGACGUCGCACAAGCGUCUCGUGGCUGGCGGCAAACGGAUGACGUUGUUCGACUACGAAAAGCUGCGCAACCCCAAGCUCACCGACGACUUUCCCGUAUUUCAAGCAUUGUUCAACCCGAUUUCGCUCACGUUUAUCACGGCCGCGGGUACGGACAUCAAAAUUUGGGACGCCAAUUUGGGCAAACUCCUUCGCAUUUACAAAGCGUUGAGCAGUACAGACUUGACUGCAAUGUGUUUGGACAACCGCAGCCGCAAGUUCAUCGUGGGCGACCACGACGGCAACAUCAAAGUAUACGACUACCUCAACGGCAUGUACAUGAAGUGCUUUGCAUACCCCGACACGGACAACAAGGCGCACGUGGCCGAAGUGUCGCGGCUGUACUAUUGCAACGAAUACCGCACCGUGAUUAGCACAUCAUGGGACACGAGUGUGUGCAUUCACGACGAAAGCGACCCCGAUCGGGGCAUUUUGCUGCGGAGGAUGACGGGCGGACACACGGGGGACAUCACAAGCGUCGCGUUUUCAUACAACUUGUCGCUUAUCGCGACGGGGUCGCUCGACUGCACAGUGCAGAUCUGGGACUACGAGUUUGGCCGCUUGGACGCGACGUGCGUUGGCCACACGAGCGGAGUCGCGGGGAUCGUGUUCUUGGACCCGUACCCGCUCCUGGCAUCGUGUGACCUCGGCGGAAACAUUGCGAUUUGGGCCAUGCGUCCGUCCAAGUACAAGGGGAAAUGCGUGUGCCGCUUCCGCCUGCACAACCCGUGGGCGUCCAAGCUCGUGUCGAAUCCGCACUUGGUCGCCGUGACCACGCACAUUCAACGCACAGACACCAAGCCCCCCCCCCCGUUUGCUCCGUGCGAUCCCCCCCCCGCCGCAUCCGCACCAACCCCCCCGUCCAUGUCAGCAACCGCGUCCAUCGAAGCGUACUACCUCGUCGGUGGUGACGACAAGGGCGGGUUGAGUGUAUGGAACCUCCUCCCCGUUCUCAAGCGGCUCGAAACCGAGUUCCAAAUACUUCCCGUGGAAAAGCGAGUCGACUGCGCCAACCCGCAGCGAAACCUGCGGGUGCACGCGACGGAGCUGGUCAAGAAGAAUAGGGAGGGCGUCGAGUGGCAGGCGUAUGUGAACCGGGAGCCGCAGUGCACGUUCUACUUUGAACCGCAAUCGAUGAUGCCGCUGAUCUACCUCCCAACGACCCUCGACUGCGCCUACCAGUGGCAAGCCCACAGCGACGCCGUGUACUCGGUGCAGGUGAUCGUCGACAAUGCGAGUGUGACGCUGCUCACGGCGUCCUACGAUCGCCUCGUCAAGGUGUGGACGCUCACAGGUGGCUGCCUUGGGUCGCUCACCCAAGGCGACAUGGAGCUGGCCCGGCAGCCGUACUCGUUUCCAAUUGACUACCCCUCGCGUGAACUGGACAAGCUGCGAAAUGCCAAAGCUGUGAUCAAGGAAGCGCGACACAUGCAGCAAGAAGAAGACCGCCGGUCGGUUCUUGCUACCAAGAAGCCAGCGGCGAAAGUGCCGGUGGAAGCCACCGCCGACGACGACGGAGCCGAGUACUUGUUUGAGCCAACAACCACGACCACCCUGCCACCCAUUCAAAAGGCACCUCGGGGACAGAUGACGUCGUUCUGGGCAUCACGAGGGCGAAAGGGCGCCAAGAACCGCGUCAAACCUGUCGACCAAAAGCACGCGGGCAGGUCGUUUCGAUCGCUCUUAAAAAAAGGAUAAAGAUCACUAUACUAACUCUA
Molecule: messenger RNA, 3169 nt
Organism: Aphanomyces astaci
Lineage: Eukaryota; Oomycota; Saprolegniomycetes; Saprolegniales; Verrucalvaceae
Exons: 8
Coding region: 33-3149 (1038 amino acids)
Molecular function (GO): calcium ion binding; protein binding
Source: RefSeq, a predicted model, not a curated record